Molecule: messenger RNA, 838 nt
Organism: Lineus longissimus
Lineage: Eukaryota; Metazoa; Nemertea; Pilidiophora; Heteronemertea; Lineidae
Exons: 4
Coding region: 1-579 (192 amino acids)
Source: RefSeq, a predicted model, not a curated record
AUGAAACGGGAGAGGAACAAGCACGUUAAAAGCCGUCCACUCAUUUUGCAUUUCUAUAGCACAAGCAGUUUUGUGACGUUUAUAUGGGGAGAAGAAAGACAACAUUAUAUAGAUAAACUGCAAAAAUUCUGCUGUAUAGAAUUCAAGGUGAGGAUCGUGGAAGCACAUAAACGACUCCACGGGUCAAGCCCGAACGCCAGGUUCGAAAUCACCAGGUCGAAAUGGAACCAAUACAGCUGGACGUGGUCCAAAAGUUGGCCAGAUUACAGGAAGGAGAAAGGCUUUGAGGUGGUAUUUGCAGUUGAUAUCAGAGGCGAUGUUAAUCGAUGGUAUGUUGGAAAAGCGACGCUGGGCAUGAGAAAUUUCUGCUCGGAUUUUGGAGUAAGGAAUAUGUUUUGCCGUUUAUUAAUGAAUUGGAAAUAUGCGAAACCGUCGGCUUUUGAGGGGGAGCCAUACGAAUUGCAACCUGGAGUAGUUCGCAAACAGACGUACAAUUUGGAGAGGCCUAAAAUGAGUCGAUAUCACCAUAACAAUUCAAAGGUCAGUGACUUGAAUGCAAAGUAUAGGCCUGACCGCUGACCUAGAAAGGAUGUAAUAUUUCAUCCCAGACUAUAGAUCGACCUUAAAGAUUUCCCCAAAUCCGCGCACAGCUAAAAGUAUAAAGAAAUCAUUCACGGGUGUAUCGUAAGCAUUUGAUGACACGACAAACCACCGUAAUUCGUACUUCGUAGGCCUAGUGUAACCAGACUUAUAAUUGCAAUGUGCAUUCAAUGUAUCAUCGCGUUUUUAUAUUGUUCUGGCCAAAGGUAAUUAGUCGAACUCUCGAAUGUGACCACUG